Ornithorhynchus anatinus (platypus) is the source of this 4673-nucleotide messenger RNA. It is a transcript of the gene CDCP1, whose product is annotated as CUB domain containing protein 1. The record is from RefSeq and is a predicted model, not a curated record. Bases 19 to 2499 code for a protein of 826 amino acids. Lineage: Eukaryota; Metazoa; Chordata; Mammalia; Monotremata; Ornithorhynchidae. The transcript is spliced from 9 exons.
GUCCCGGUGCUGGCGCUAAUGGCCGGACGGCUGCUGCUGCUGCUGGCCGCCGCGCAGCCCUUUCCCUCCCAAGCAUACUAUGAAAUCUCUCUGCCCCCUGGAGACAGCAUCACAGUUACCAUAAAACUUGAACCUCAAGUUGGGACCGGGCUGCAUUGUAAAAUAUGUUUUCAAUCACUCUGUUGGCCUGCGAUGACAGUCAGAUCUGGAGAAAAAAAAACCUUCUAUUUUAACUGCAUUAACCCAGAGAAAUAUUUUGUCCUCACAGUCCACAAGGAAAUUGAUUGUACAGCAGAGCGCUGUCCCUCUGGAAACGUAAUGCUUCAGCCUCCAAGACUGCCUCCCCUGAACAAGACUUUCACCUGGCACGUAAAAGCCGAUAAGAGGAUCGGCCUGGAAUUGCAGUUCCCUUCCCCCCGCCUAAAGCAGAUUGUGCCCGGAUCCACCUGCCCGGAUUUGGUGAGCUACAGCAUCCGUGGCUCUGUUGAUACCCGGAUGGUAAACAUUGGGACCUUCUGCAGCAACGGCACGGUAUCGCAAAUCAAGCUGCAGGGGGGAAUGAUCGUGGACUUAAAAUUACCGUGGAAUGAAAACCGCAACUCUUCUGGCUUCAGUUUUAAACACAGCUCUCCCAUAAAACGACUGUGCAUCAUCGAGUCUGUCUUUGAGGGUGAAGGAGAGGCAACUCUGAUGUCGGCCAACUACCCGGAGGGACUUCCAGAGGACGAGCUCAUGUCCUGGGGGUUUACCAUUCCCCCACACCUCCGUACCAGCGUCUCCUUCCUGAACUACACCCUCGCCAACUGUGCCAAUAAGGAGCAACGAGUGGAGUACCACAUACCGGGCUCAUCAAGUCCCGAGGUGAUUCCCUUCUCAGACAAGCAGCCGGGCAACAUUGCCGGAAAUUUCAACAUCUCCCUGUUGGGCUGUGACCAGGACACUCUGAAUCCCGGGGCUCUCCGUUUGCUCUUCCAGGUUCUGGUUCAGCAUCCCCAGAAUGAAAGCAGUGUGACCUACGAAAUUGACUUGAGCACCGAAAAAGUCAUGAUGUUGACCAUAGAACCGAGGCCAGUUCAGAACACCCGGAACUACGUCCCCGCCUGCUUAAUCUGCCAGGGGCCUAGGAUCUGCAGCCCCAGUUUGACGCUAAAAUCAGGCUCCAAAUACACAAUCUCUUUCCUCUGCAAUGAUCUGAAGCGUCUGUGGAUGUUCGCUGAAAAAAACAUAACUUGUCUAGAUGCCAGGAUCUGCCUGGGAAAGAGCUAUACCCUCCGUGUGCCUGACGACAUCGUCCAGUUGCCAGUGGAGCUGAAUUACUUUGCUUGGAAGCUGCUGGCCCCCAAGGACAAGAUCAGCAUCGAGAUGACCCCGAUGCUGAGGCUGCAGCAGCACACCCAAGAGAAGCCCUGCACCACGAGCUUCCGCUACAUCCUGACCAGCGCCGUCCCCGGCCAGGAUCUCCGCUUCGGCUACUACUGCCCCGGGGGCUCGGUGGCGAAGAUCCAAGUGAAGCAGGACUUUUCCGUGAUGCUGCGGAAGUUCAAGGAAGGCUUCUCCAACGAGUCCUCCGAGCAGGGUCUGGUGGUGAAAUUUAUAGCUCCUUCCAAAGACGAGGGGCUUUUCACCGUGAUCCCAGACCUCAAGGGUAAAGUUUACCUGAGAACCCCCUACUGGGACCGGGGUCUGCCGCCACUGGCCUCGGCGUCCUGGAACAUCACCGUCCCCAAGAACCAGGUGGCCCGGCUGGAGUUCUCCAAGGAGCGGAUGGGGGUGGCCUGCGAGACGGGCCGGGCUUACAUGAUCAUCCGAGAGCAGAUCCCCAAGGCAGAGGAGAUGGUCACCCGGGAGGACGAGUUGCUGCCCAAGCCUCAGGUCCUCCAUCACAGCUUCUGGGUCAACGUCUCCAACUGCAGCCCGAUGAAAGGCAAACAGCUGGAUCUGCUGUUCUGGGUCACGCUCUCCCCGAGGAAGGCCGACCUGACCGUCGUCAUUCUCGCGGCUGUCGGCGGCGGGGCCACCUUGCUGUUUGCCCUCGGACUCGUCAUCUGCUACACCAAGAGGAAGAAAAAGGACUUCGGUAAGCACCCCGCCGUGGGCAUCUACAACAGCAGCGUCAACAUCCAGGCACCCGGGCAGGCCGAGAAGUUCCGGAAGAGACGGAAAGACAACGAUUCUCACGUUUACGCGGUGAUCGAAGACACCAUGGUGUACAGGGACCUGCUCAAGGGAUCCAAUGGCUCCGUCCCCGAGGUGGAUGUGUACCGCCCCUUUGAGGGACCGACGGCGAGCGUGCCCCCCUCCCCGCCUCCCAUCUGUUCCAGGGCGGGGACAAAAAGGCCGAGCACCGAGGACUUUUCUUCCUUCCUUCCCGUUUCGGAGAGCGAGCCGUACACCUUUUCCCAUCCCAAGCCCGACGAGCAAACGGUCAACGGGGACACAGCGGUGCCCUUGCUGGAUGGCAAGGAACAGGGGGAGCAGGGGGAGGCGACGGAGCAGUGACACGAAGCCGGGCCACAGACUCCUUGGCGGGGAGCCGCCUGGCAUGUCAUGGGGCCGGUGUGGCCUGGAGGCAACCGAGGGAAGAGAAUUCUCUAGGCAACAGAGGGCGUGUGUGUGUGUGUGUUUCUGGAUGCAGCUUCGUCCUUUUCCCUUAAUCACCUCAAGCUUUAGCUUUCACAACGAAUUGUGAGAAUUCCAGUCGGUUGGUGCCUGCCACUGCUGCAGAUAUUUUUUCCCGGAAAGUGGCCAUCAGAGCCCGUCCCCUAUUUUUAUCGUGAAACUCUGUGGGCGGAAAAGCAGCAGCCCCAGGACCGAGGCUUGAAUGACGGAACCCAGCCAGCGGAGGGACAAACUGCGGGAGAGAGGUGAUUCUGCCAGCCACUGGUCCCCUUGGGGGGAGAGAGAGAGAAAGAGAGAGAGGCGAGAACUUGCCGUCCAACUUCCUUCUGGCAGGUUGGCCAUCCGCAAGCUAACUUCCAGGGAGGCGCCUCUGCUUCACAGGCUGAACGACACUAGAAAAAGCAGCAUAUCUGACGAGAGAGCGCUUCAAAUUGUUCUGGUGAAGGGAAUACUGAAGAGCCAAGAUUUCAGCUCUCCUGGGAUGGAGACAAGACUGGGGCUUGUUUGCAACAAGAUUAGAAGUACCCCACCUUUCGCGCCCCCCCCCCCCCCCGCCCCCAUGUCCCACAUCACCCUGGGAGUCGAUUGCCCCUGGGUUCCUUCAUCGCAUUCCUGAUGUAGGAGCCACCGUGGCUUUGUGCUCCUCAAGUAUGUACUGAGUGCCCUCCACUUCUUAUUUUGCUUCGGUUUGGUGUCAGCGAUGAUGGCUUGUUCCGACCCUGUCGUGCUUAAGGGAGGCACACUUUUUUCCCCUCCCCUUUAAGAGUAAGAAAAUGAAAUGUUUGAGGGACAAACAUGAUGAUGAGUUGGCUCGCUCUCUCUCCCACCUGAUUCCCUGACUUGCCUCCCAGCACUACCAGUUACUUGCGGAAACAUUUUAGCCGGAAUUUUUACUGAAAGGACAGCUUCAGUAAAUGGAAUUCAGCUUGUCUUUGCCAGUGGGUCUUUCAGUGUGUCUUUAAGUCUUCACCGGGUAAGGAUUUAUUGUGGCCUAUUUCUUAGGGGACGAGAUUGACGACAAACCCAGCAGGCAGAGAAAAAAGUGUACCCCGUGGUGGCCGAACACCGGCUCUCUGCCACCUUGAAGCCAGUUCGGGUUAUUGGUGACGGGCAGAGUGAGUUCUGCCGAAACCAGGUCGUUCCAGGUUGAUGUCCAACUUGAAUUGCAUUUUCAGAAAACAGUCUGUCCUCUGUGGAAUGUCUCUGAGUGUGCUUUGGCCCUGUUCACAAGGAAGGGCUCAUAUACCUUUUAGGGUGCCUCUCGUCCUUAUUUCUGUGGCACUUUGCCAAAACAUGGAGAAGCAGAGGCAGCAUAAGUCAAUCAUCUGGAAAAUCAGGCUCUGCCUUGACUUCUCCCAGCAGCCUAUUAUUUCCACAAAGAGAAGUCUGCGGUCGGCCAAUUUCUGCUCGCUCCCAUUUUGUUCAGACUGACUUUGUCCCUUGAUCCUUUGGCCAAGGAAAGGAGCCUUUUUUUUUUUAAAAUAGCCCUCUGGCAACCAUAAAUGCAUCAAUUUGCAAUAGAUCUUGGGUUGGGUGGCCAACGUUAUCACAGUUCAGUUUGUCGCUCUUUGACCAAGACCGGCAAAGUUACCUAGCGCCAACUCAGAAGUGUUUGGGUGUUUGACUUUCAGACCGCUGGGCAAUUGUUUUUCCCAUUUGGCAUGAUGCCAUCCUAUGCCAGGGCCCUCUGCUCCCUGGAUCUGGGAACGGUCCCUGUUCUCCAGGUCCCGCAUCCCGUAUUCCAGUCUGCCGCCAGGAUCACUCCAGCCUGACGCCCACAUCACCUCUGCCCACAUAUUAGGUAGUCUUACUUGUGGCCUGGUGGUUCUACAUGCCUUCUUAAAGAGGGGAAACGCCUCUCUCCUUACCAGACAUGUGUUUCUAUCUCCCGUGGCAGAGCGAGUCCCUGGCUCCACGUCCCGUUCCCGUGACUCUCCGGGGUUCAGACAGAAAGUAACUUAUUUGCUGUAAGAUAUGUUUUGUUUUUUAGGGUGGCAUGUUAUUGCUUUCUUAUCUUUUAAUUUUUUUUAAUAAAAAGAAACAUCCCGACCAAG